AUGGCUACUACUACUGAGAAUAGCACUACGUCCAACAUUGCAGCUGAUGGCUAUGAUCUGAUCAACCCAUCUACUUAUGUCGGUUUUGACUCCAUUACGUCUCAGAUCGAACAUCGUUUGUUAAAGAGAGGUUUCCAGUUCAACAUCAUGGUUGUUGGUCAUUCGGGGCUAGGUAAGAGUACUUUGAUCAAUACUUUAUUUGCUUCGCACUUGAUUGAUUCAUCUACUGGUAAAGAUAUUACCCAAGAGCCUAUCAGUAAGACCACUGAAAUUAAAGUUUCGUCUCAUUCGUUAUUAGAGGAUCGCGUUCGUUUGAACGUGAAUGUAAUCGAUACUCCAGGUUUCGGUGACCAAAUAAAUAACGAUAAGGUGUGGGAGCCUAUCAUCAAGUACAUUAAGGAACAGCACUCUCAAUAUUUGCGUAAGGAGUUGACUGCUCAACGUGAAAGACAUAUUGUGGACACCAGAGUUCAUGCUGUUUUGUACUUUAUUCAACCUAACAGCAAAGGUCUAACGGAACUUGACAUUGCUGCUUUGAAGAGAUUAACAGAAAUUGCUAACGUUAUCCCGGUGAUUGCAAAGGCUGACACUUUAACCUUGGACGAGAGAACAAGCUUCAGAAACAUCCUACAAGAGGAAUUUAAGAAAUACAACUUCAGAAUCUAUCCAUACGACUUAGAAGACUUGACUGAAGAAGAAGUCCAGCUGAAUAAGAGCAUAAGAUCUAUUAUUCCAUUUGCUGUUGUCGGUUCUGAAAAGGAAAUUACCGUCAACGGUGAACUGGUAAGGGGCAGAAAAACCCGUUGGGGUGCCAUCAACGUUGAAGACAUUAAACAAUGUGAAUUUGUGUAUCUAAGAGAAUUCUUGAUCAGAACACAUUUACAGGAUUUGAUUGAAACUACAGCAUUGAUCCACUACGAAAGUUUCAGAUCUAAACAAUUGAUUGCUUUGAAGGAGAACGCAAAUGCUAGAACUUCCGCUCAUAUGUCUCAAACAUCCACUACUAUGCUGCGUUAA
Messenger RNA from Kluyveromyces marxianus DMKU3-1042, 1017 nucleotides. It is a transcript of the gene CDC10, whose product is annotated as septin CDC10. Gene Ontology annotation, cellular component: microtubule cytoskeleton; cell division site; septin ring. Gene Ontology annotation, biological process: cytoskeleton-dependent cytokinesis. Bases 1 to 1017 code for a protein of 338 amino acids. Gene Ontology annotation, molecular function: GTP binding; GTPase activity; molecular adaptor activity. The record is from RefSeq and is a predicted model, not a curated record. The transcript has a single exon. Lineage: Eukaryota; Fungi; Ascomycota; Saccharomycetes; Saccharomycetales; Saccharomycetaceae.